Uranotaenia lowii is the source of this 743-nucleotide messenger RNA. RefSeq names its product mediator of RNA polymerase II transcription subunit 20 (gene MED20). The transcript has a single exon. Gene Ontology annotation, biological process: regulation of transcription by RNA polymerase II. The record is from RefSeq and is a predicted model, not a curated record. Gene Ontology annotation, cellular component: mediator complex. Gene Ontology annotation, molecular function: transcription coactivator activity. NCBI's taxonomy places the organism in Eukaryota, Metazoa, Arthropoda, Insecta, Diptera, Culicidae. Bases 88 to 738 code for a protein of 216 amino acids.
UUGGAGAACGCCGAUCGCGAUUUAAUUCUAAUAUUUAAACCUAUAAAAUUUAGUGUUUUUAAAGAUAAUUUGUGUUUCUUUUCAAUUAUGGGUGUCACAAUUUUACAGCCCUAUCCGGUGGAAAACAAAUCCGGAGCACAAACGAUCGAGUUCUUGGUGAAACGGGUGCUAGCUCUAGGAGCCGUGCAGGUGGGACACUUUCUAGUGGAUUGUGAGACGUACACUUCGAUCCCGCAGAUCGGGCCCACCAAAACCGUCCACAUACUGCACAACUCGGAACAACCUGCCUCAGUUUUCUCCAUUCUGGACACCGGAGCCAAACAAAUCCCGCUGGUGACGGAUGGUUUGUUCGAUUUGCUGAUGUCCCGGAUAUCGCCGGUUUACACCUCCAAAAAGCAGACCAAAAUCGAAUCGAAAGGACCGAGAUUCGAGUUUGGAGACUUCCUGAUCAAGUUGGGUAUCGUAACGAUGAGUCAAAAUUUUAAGGGCGUCCUGGUGGAAGUGGAAUACCGACCGUGUCUGGUGGCUUCCAGCUGUUGGGAGCUGAUGCGGGAGUUCUUGCAGGGAUUCCUGGGCUCUAAUGUUUCCAGUACCAUUCCGGCGUAUUUCGCCCAGCGGAUUAAUAUUAACCACACCAAGGCGAACGAUAUCUAUCAACCGAUCGAUACCAUCAACCAGUAUCUGGAACAUUUCACCAACUACCGGAAGCAAACUUCGGCUAUUGGUGCUAGGCCGUGAGAAGU